CUUGCUCAUUGGUCACGUGAGACGGGAGGUGAAGGAAGACAACAGUGCAACUUCAUCUGUACUGCCUAAAAAUGACCACAGCUCUCACCCAGGGUUUAGAAAGAAUACCCGACCAGAUUGGAUAUUUGGUUAUUAGUGAAGAUGGUGUACUUGCGUCUGCUGGAGAGCUGGAGAAUGACGAGCACACAGCAGGAGUGAUCAUGCAGAUGGUCCGAACAGCUUGUCGUUUCAGGUUGCAUGGGACAGCCGAGCCCCCUUUCAAACGCAUGUCAGUGAUGUUUGAAGACUAUGUUUAUGCUGUGACCAUCUCCGGACAGAAAGUUUUUGUAGUCAAAAGGCACAACAACCAACGGGAACCUGUUAUUGUCUAGUAUAGACUAUAAUAUAGACUGGUUCUAAACACACACACACACACACACACACACACACACCUGCUCAAAAUGGUGCCCUCACUGGAAAUGUCCCAUCCAUUACAACCAUCUGAUGUUUAGCACAAUCAUCCUAUUGCUUUUGCAAGAAGACUUCAAUACACAGAUUUGGGACUUUGGUGGUCUCAGGUGUAUUUGACCUGAACAACAAUAAGCUUGUGUUAUAUUUUUGUACAAUUACAAUGAAUGAGAUUGUGGUUACAGGCUAUAUGUGAUGUCUUUUUAUGUAUGAUUAAAGACAGUCAAUAACUUCGUUUCCAUCCAAGGGAUUUUUUUUUUAGACAAAAAUUGCAGCAAAUCAAAAGUUACUGAUAUAUCUUAUGGAAUGCUAAUUAUCUUAAAAUUUUUACAAGUGUUGACAUAAUAUUUUUCCGUUGAACUCUAGUGCAUAAACUCUGUCGAUGCUUCAAAUGUCGUGAAAAAUUGGUUUGGAAACACUUUUUGUUGAGAAAUUUGGCAUCAAUGCAAAUAUGUAUUGUUAGCCUGCGUUAAUCAUGAAUCUGUUUGUUGUUCGUGAAGCAUUACUCACACUGUUAUUGAUUGGUCUUAACGACAUACCUGCACAGAUCUGAUGCUGCAAACAAAUCUGCAUCAUGACACUUCCAGGAGUGCCAACACAAAUAUCUCAUAUCAUGCACCUGUCAUUGACAAGUGCAUGGAGAAUAAAUCAAAGGCCACUGUUUGCAAUUAAUUUUAAAUUAAAAAAAUUAUAUUCAACACCAUUCAAAAUAAUAGACUGUAGUCAUGGAUUUAGCCCACAAUAAAAAAAAUCUAUAAUUUCUGUGCAUAAAGAUGUUUUAAAUUAAAAAUAAAUACAAACACUAACAUAUAGGCUGAUUUUAUAAAAUUGUUUAUAAAUGCAGGCUAAAUUCCCUGUAUUAAAUCAAAUAAAUUACAAAACUAAUAAAUCAUUACAUUAAAAAAUUACCAAACAGAAAAUUAAUAUUGUUUGGCCUAUAUACUUAAGUACUUAAAUUAUCCUUAACUUGUAGAUUAAAAAAGUCAGCUGAAUGACAUUAUCAGAAUGUUCUAUGAUGACAAUCAAGUUCAGUUGGUAGUUAAAAGUUGCUGGACAAAUAUGUGGGACAAAACGCAGUUGUGAUGGCAAUGCUUUAGAUUAGAUGAUUGUUCAAAAUAGCCUAUUGAAUAUCAGGAAUGUAUCAUAUAUGUAAACCCUGAUAUUACACCACAUACAUUUUUCUUUAAUAGCUGUGCACACAUUUUCCUUAUACUAAGACCAAAAGUUUCCCCCACUACUUGGUGCAGGAUGCCAGCUUGAACAGGGCCAUGACGAUUCGCAACUUUCGGGUUGGAACCGGUGGCAACCUGCGAACAUCAGGACCAAUAUUACAGUCCUAUCAGAAGGGCAACUGCUCCCUUUUGAUUGCAAUUCCUCAUCUUCUGAUUGCAUUUAUUUGUAAAAUUAAAAUUAUUGUAAGCUGGCUAAUUUCAAUUAAUUGUCUUAAUACUCUCCUUUUUGUUUUUAGGAAAUUAGUAACAUCUGCUGUGGAAUGGUACACAGUUAGUGAUAUACACAUUUCUUUAUGGAAACGGCUUAAAGGCAGAUUUCUUUUGCGAUAAACCAAAACUUAUGUGACAGUGUUUUUUUUUUACCAUGAUUGUUGAUAAAAGGACAUUUCGAGGAAAACAGGCUGAAGACAGCAAAUUUCGCAAACUUUUUUUUAAUGCAUUUUCACUUUGUUGGUAACAAAACAGUGCAAAAAGUGGAUUGAAACUAGGUUAAUGAUUUAGGCCUAUUUACUUUCUUUAGGGAGAAUAUUAUAAACGUGAAUUUACAUUUUAACCCAUUCAGUCCAUUAACCUACAGCUUCCUUGCAUAAAUGAACAAGCAUGUGUUGAUGAAUGGGCUGAUCAUAACUUAAAAAAUUAGAAUUGACGAGUCUUGUAUACACGCAUGGGUCAUGAAAACCAUCAACAUUGGGAAUAUUACACUGGGUGUUUUUGAUCAUUAUGUGUGAUGUGUGUUUUCUAAUUGUGUCAUGAGAGUUUCAUAUUCUAUAGUUUUCAUGAGAGUGAGAGCUUGUAAUUCUCAGAAGAAAAUCAGGGGCUUCAAAGUUGUCUUACUUUGGAUCUGUGUUAGUAGAAACUAAAAUGCACUAAAUGCUUUUUACUGUCUAUUUUCAAAUGUGUUUCAUUAAAUGACUAGAAAACACACUUUACAAUAAUUGCAUUAACAAUAAUGUAUUAAAUAAAGCACUAUGCAUAUUUUAGGGCGGGUUUCGGCUUGUGGAAGAGAAUCAUGAAAUUGUGGUACAAACAAUAAAUGUUCAGUAAG
Molecule: messenger RNA, 2724 nt
Organism: Xyrauchen texanus (razorback sucker)
Lineage: Eukaryota; Metazoa; Chordata; Actinopteri; Cypriniformes; Catostomidae
Product: ragulator complex protein LAMTOR4
Exons: 4
Coding region: 72-371 (99 amino acids)
Biological process (GO): positive regulation of TOR signaling; cellular response to amino acid stimulus
Cellular component (GO): Ragulator complex; lysosome
Molecular function (GO): guanyl-nucleotide exchange factor activity
Source: RefSeq, a predicted model, not a curated record